Rhipicephalus sanguineus (brown dog tick) is the source of this 843-nucleotide messenger RNA. RefSeq names its product serine/threonine-protein kinase VRK1-like. Lineage: Eukaryota; Metazoa; Arthropoda; Arachnida; Ixodida; Ixodidae. The transcript is spliced from 2 exons. Bases 1 to 843 code for a protein of 280 amino acids. The record is from RefSeq and is a predicted model, not a curated record.
AUGCUGUGGGGCUUCCUAGCGCGCCCCGUUUCAGAGGUGCCGGGCCCCCUGAACAUGCGUAACGGCUCCAAGCAUCGCAUUAUGGUCAUGAAUAGGUCUGGAGAAGAUCUUCAGAAUAUCACCGACCGGCGGGGCAACAAGCUUUUCUUGAAGAGCGCCUUCCGCCUCGGCAUGCGCGUGAUAGAUGGCUACGAAUACGCCCACCGCUACGAGUGCAUCCAGGCCGAUGUCAACGCGUCCAGCCUGGUUCCUGGCUUUGGUGAAGACAUUCAAGAGAAGGUGUAUCUGGUGUACCAUAGCGUGGUCUGUUGCUACAUGAAAACCGGCAAGCACAAGGAAUACAAGGAAGAUACCAGGAAGGUAUGCGACGGCACCAUUGAGUUCAGGAGCGGGGACCCUCGCAUCGGUGCACCCUUGCUAAUGGGUGACAUAGAAAUCCUGGGAUACAAUCUGCUCCAGUGGCUUUGUUACCGACUGCCCCGAGAGGACAACCUCAAGAACCCCAAGUACGUCAGCGAACAGAUCAGGACGCAGUUGGAAAACAUCCCCCUGCUGAAGGCUAUUAAGGAGGCGGGUUUGAAGCCCGACAGUAGGCGACUCAUCACGCCACCUACGACGACGCCGCGGUAUUACUUGUUCUCGCCAAAGAAGCCCGUGCAGCAAGAAAUGAUCCUCGCCGAGGACAUCAUAAGCGAUAGCGGGGGCAAGAACGUUGUAAAACAGCCGCCACCUGCCAUGGUCGCUCGCUGCCGCUCGACGCCGGUUCGGAAAAGUAAGCGCCGGUCGCCCGCGGCAACCAAGUCCUGCUCGGGGAUCGCCUGCCUCGUCAAGCGGGACCUCUAG